AUGAAUGAAGCCUCACCUGUGCCUACUCUGCCGCAUCCCAACGACGCCGGCCGCAUGCAUAUGUCAUCCCUGUCCUCAUCGUCAUCCAUAUCCGACGCCGAAACUGAACGCCGGGGCCGCUCCGAACGCCCGCGCAUGGCGAGCCGCAAACCCUCUGCUUCUAUAUUGGUGCCCCGAGAUCACCCCGAAAUUGAAAUUGAAGAGGAAGAAUUUCCUCCCGACGACGCCCGCGCUAUGAGUCCGCGCCGCAAUUCUGCUGACUUAGAGCGAUUGGGCAAGGAGGCCCGCCAGACGCUUCAGGAACAAGCCAAGGCCCUCCAAUCAUCCCUUCAGGCUCUCGCCGAGCGCAUCGAUGCGGUCAAGUCCGACCACGAUAAGCUGGAAAACGAGAACAAGAUUCUACAAGACUACAUUGGUGGUCUCACCCGCAACAUGACCAAGACUGAAAUGACCCGGAGUACAAAGGCACGAAAGGCCCAAAAAUAA
Messenger RNA from Penicillium canariense, 486 nucleotides. RefSeq names its product short coiled-coil protein. NCBI's taxonomy places the organism in Eukaryota, Fungi, Ascomycota, Eurotiomycetes, Eurotiales, Aspergillaceae. The record is from RefSeq and is a predicted model, not a curated record. Gene Ontology annotation, cellular component: trans-Golgi network. The coding region runs from base 1 to 486 and encodes 161 amino acids. The transcript is spliced from 2 exons.